CCCGCGCGCAGGCCCGCGGGGAGGGGCGGCCUGCCGCAGGGCCCACCCCGGGGCGUUACUGAAGGGCGCCCUCGGCCGCCCCCACCGCCCCCCAGAUGUACUAUGCGCUUUCCCAGGCGCGCGUGAACGCGGCCCCCGCGACCAUGCUGCGGCCACAGCGGCCCGGAGACGUGCAGCUCGGGGCCUCCCUGUACGAGCUGGUGGGCUACCGGCAGCCGCCUUCCUCCUCCUCCUCCUCCUCCUCCUCCUCCUCCUCCUCCUCCUCUUCCACAUCCUCCUCCUCCACGACGGCCCCCGUCCUCCCCAAGGCGGCGCGCGAGAAGCCGGAGGCGCCGGCCGAGCAGCUGGGGAGCGGAGCGGGGCCCGGCGCGCACGCGGGCGGCGGCUCCCGGGCGGACGCCAAAGAGGAGCAGCAACAGCAGCUGCGGCGCAAGAUCAACAGCCGCGAGCGGAAGCGCAUGCAGGACCUGAACCUGGCCAUGGACGCGCUGCGCGAGGUCAUCCUGCCCUACUCGGCGGCGCACUGCCAGGGCGCGCCUGGCCGCAAGCUUUCCAAGAUCGCCACGCUGCUGCUCGCCCGCAACUAUAUCCUGCUGCUGGGUAGCUCGCUGCAGGAGCUGCGCCGCGCGCUGGGCGAGGGCGCCGGGCCCGCGGCGCCGCGCCUGCUGCUGGCCGGCCUGCCCCUGCUGGCCGCCGCGCCCGGCUCGGUGCUGCUGGCGCCCGGCGCCGUGGGGCCUCCCGACGCGCUGCGCCCGGCCAAGUACCUGUCGCUGGCGCUGGACGAGCCGCCGUGCGGCCAGUUCGCGCUCCCCGGCGGCGGCGCGGGCGGCGGCGCGGCCGGCCCGGGCCUCUGCACCUGCGCGGUCUGCAAGUUCCCGCACCUCGUCCCCGCCGGCCUGGGCCUGGCCGCCGUGCAGGCACAGUUUUCCAAGUGA
Molecule: messenger RNA, 935 nt
Organism: Panthera uncia (snow leopard)
Lineage: Eukaryota; Metazoa; Chordata; Mammalia; Carnivora; Felidae
Gene: OLIG1
Product: oligodendrocyte transcription factor 1
Exons: 2
Coding region: 96-935 (279 amino acids)
Molecular function (GO): protein dimerization activity
Source: RefSeq, a predicted model, not a curated record